Molecule: messenger RNA, 270 nt
Organism: Trichobilharzia regenti
Lineage: Eukaryota; Metazoa; Platyhelminthes; Trematoda; Strigeidida; Schistosomatidae
Source: the annotation of a GenBank genome assembly
ACAUGGGACCACAUGUUACAAGAAUUCUAAGCUAUAUAAAUCCACAGAAUAUUUUAAUUGCUCAAGGUUCAGGUCAUAACAAUAUAUUAAUAAGUAAUGACUAUGGGAAGAAAUGGAAUUCAACGAAUUUUCGUACACAAGGAAAUUUAAUCAAGAAUUCAAUAUCUCAAAUUAAUGCAACUUUAAUAUCUUGGACUAUGAACGCUGGAAAAUUUGAUCAGAAUAUUAUCGGCACCUCGUGUCAACUGUUUCAACAAGGUUCAUUUAAAU